CCUCUCCUCGCCCUUGUUUCCUGCGCUUUCCGGACAGCAACCGCAGGAGCACACAGACAUGUCGGGUUCGGAGGAGUCGGUUCGGGAGUUCAGGGCGGUCACGGACGUGGACGAGGACCGGGCCCGGUUCUUUCUGGAGUCCGCGGGCUGGAACCUGCAGUUGGCGUUGGCCAGUUUCUUUGAGGAUGGAGCAGAUGAAGACGACAUCGUGACACUUCCACAACCUGAAGGAGGCUCCAGUGUGUCCAGGUCCACCGGACCCAGCGCUCAGCCCAGGGUGACGUCGUUCAGGGACCUGAUGCACGAGGCCGAAGACGACAGCGACGAAGAGGAAGGUCAAAGGUUCUUUGCGGGGGGGUCAGAGCGCAGUGGGCAGCAGAUCGUGGGGCCUCCGAAAAAGAAAAGUCCAAAUGAAGUGGUGGAGGAUUUGUUCAAAGGAGCGAGAGAACACGGAGCCGUGCCCCUGGACCGCAGCGGAGCGCCCGGGGUCAGCGGCCGCGCGCAGGCGUUCGUGGGCGGGGGUUAUCGUCUCGGGGCGGCGCCAGAGGAGGAGUCUGCAUAUGUGGUGGGAGAAAGACACGGGAACAGCCACCAACAAGACGUUCAUGUGGUGUUGAAGUUGUGGAAAAGCGGCUUCAGUCUGGACAAUGGAGAACUGAGGAACUACAGCGACCCCGGGAACGCCGGCUUCCUCGAGGCCAUCCGCCGAGGGGAGAUUCCUCUGGAGCUGAGGCAGAGGGCGAGGGGGGGGCAGGUGAACCUGGACAUGGAGGACCACAGGGACGAGGACUUUGUCAAACCUAAAAUGGCCUUCAAAGCUUUUGGAGGAGAAGGACAGAAGCUCGGCAGCGCGACCCCGGAGCUGGUGUCGGCUCCGCCCUCGCAGAAGGACCAGGCGGUGGCCGAGGCUCAGGCCAGCGCCUCCGUGACCCUUGACCCCUCGACCCCCGUCACCAACAUCCAGAUCAGACUCGCCGACGGAGGACGACUCGUGCACCGCUUCAACCACACGCACAGGGUGUCUGACCUGCGUGCGUUCGUGUUGGCGGCGCGUCCGGCGAUGGCGGCGAGGGAGUUCGUUCUGAUGACCACGUUUCCAAACAAAGAGCUGAGCGACGAGAGUCAGACGCUGCAGGACGCAAACCUCCUGAACGCCGUCAUCGUCCAGCAGCUAAAGUAGAACCCACCACAAGCCCCGCCCCCUCGCAGGAGGAGGCCACACCCCCUCGCAGGAGGAGGCCACGCCCCCUCGCAGGAGGAGGCCACGCCCCCUCGCAGGAGGAGGCCACACCCCCUCGCAGGAGGAGGCCACACCCCCUCGCAGGAGGAGGCGGGGUCUGGACUCUGGUUUUGUUUUUCUAAAGAUGAAUCUAAUGUUUUUGUUUCUCCUCCAGAGGAAAGGUCAGAGGUCAGAGGGUUUGGGGGUCAGAGGUCAGUGGUUUCAUGGUGUGGACGUGUUUGGACCUUCAGAACCUUCAGGACCGUGUCAGGAGGGUCUGAGGUGUGUGGAGGUCAUCGAAAACACACCAACACGACGUCCUGAGGUCCUGAGGUCCUGAGGUCCUGAGGUCCUGACCCAAACAUGUCCACACGGUGAAGGCAUCUGCUGAGGCUUUAAGAACCCAAAGAACUCUGAUCUGAAAUGAGGCUGUAGCUGCUUUAAAUGCCUCCUCCUCCUCUUCCUCCUCCUCCUCCUCUUCUUCCUCUUCCUCCUCUUCCUCCUCUUCCUCCUCUUCC
Molecule: messenger RNA, 1737 nt
Organism: Boleophthalmus pectinirostris (great blue-spotted mudskipper)
Lineage: Eukaryota; Metazoa; Chordata; Actinopteri; Gobiiformes; Gobiidae
Gene: nsfl1c
Product: NSFL1 (p97) cofactor (p47)
Exons: 9
Coding region: 59-1180 (373 amino acids)
Biological process (GO): proteasome-mediated ubiquitin-dependent protein catabolic process; autophagosome assembly; Golgi organization
Cellular component (GO): cytosol; nucleus
Molecular function (GO): ubiquitin binding
Source: RefSeq, a predicted model, not a curated record